GCUCAGGCAGACCUUAGGCGGUACAGUAAUUCCAGUGGUGUUGUCGUUAGCCUGUCUUUAUGCCACUUGUAGUUAGUGAGGAGUCAUUGUGAAUUACGAAAACUCUCUCUUUCCGCAGAGUACGCUUCAUGUCAGUAGAAAUGGACAGCAGCAGUUUUAUUCAGUUUGAUGUGCCUGAGUACAGCAGCACCGUUCUGAGCCAGUUAAACGAACUCCGCCUGCAAGGGAAACUAUGUGACAUCAUUGUCCACAUUCAGGGUCAGCCGUUCCGAGCCCACAAAGCAGUCCUCGCUGCCAGCUCCCCGUAUUUCCGGGACCAUUCAGCAUUAAGUACCAUGAGUGGUUUGUCAAUAUCAGUGAUUAAAAAUCCCAACGUGUUUGAACAGUUGCUUUCAUUUUGUUACACUGGAAGAAUGUCCUUGCAGCUAAAGGAUGUGGUCAGUUUUCUGACUGCAGCCAGCUUUCUUCAGAUGCAGUGUGUCAUUGACAAGUGCACGCAGAUCCUAGAGAGCAUCCAUUCAAAAAUCACUGUUGGAGAUGUUGACUCUGUCACCGUGGGCGCUGAGGAGAAUCCUGAGAGCCGCAAUGGAGUGAAAGACAGCAGCUUCUUUGCCAAUCCAGUUGAGAUCUCCCCUCCGUAUUGCUCUCAAGCUAGGCAGCCCUCCGCAAGCAGCGACCUCCGCAUGGAGACCACCCCCAGCAAAGCUUUGCGCAGCCGCGUACAGGAGGAAGGGCACUCGGACCGCGGGAGCAGUGGGAGCGUCUCUGAGUACGAGGUUCAGAUCGAGGGGGACCAGGAGCAAGGGGACCUGCUAGGGCGGGAGAGCCAGAUCGCCGAGGUGAAGGUGAAGGUGGAGAAGUGCGACCGGCCCAGCUGUUCCGACAGCUCCUCCCUGGGCGACGAUGGCUACCACACCGAGAUGGUGGACGGGGAGCAGGUGGUGGCGGUGAACGUGGGCUCCUAUGGCUCUGUGCUCCAGCACGCCUACCCCUACGCCCAGGCAGCCUCGCAGCCUGCCGCAGUGUCAGAAGCUUUCGGAAGUCUGAGCAACUCCAGUCCUUCCCGGUCCAUGCUGAGCUGUUUCCGAGGAGGCCGCGCCCGCCAGAAGCGGGCUCUGUCUGUCCAUCUGCACAGUGAUCUGCAGGGCUUGGUGCAGGGGUCUGACGGCGAGGCCGUGAUGAGCAACCCCGGCUACGAGAGCAGUCCCCGGGAGCGGAGUGCGAGGGGCCACUGGUACCCGUACAACGAGAGGUUGAUCUGUAUUUACUGUGGGAAGUCCUUCAACCAGAAAGGAAGCCUUGACAGGCACAUGCGACUCCAUAUGGGAAUCACCCCCUUUGUGUGCAAGUUCUGUGGGAAGAAGUACACGCGGAAGGACCAGCUGGAGUACCACAUCCGAGGCCACACUGAUGACAAGCCGUUCCGCUGCGAGAUCUGCGGGAAGUGCUUCCCGUUCCAGGGGACCCUCAACCAGCACCUGCGGAAAAACCAUCCGGGCGUGGCUGAGGUCAGGAGUCGCCUAGAGUCCCCCGAGAGAACAGAUGUGUAUGUGGAGCAGAAACUGGAAAAUGAUGCGUCAGCAUCGGAGGUGGCCCUAGACUCCCGGAUGGAAAUUCACACAGUGUCUGAUGCUCCUGAUUAAGAGGGUAAAGAAGUGCACCCAAACAAAGCACAUUAAUCAAUGCAUAUUUGUGAUUUGCUUUGUUGUAAUCUUUGGUUUUCCCAACCAUCUGGAAAUUCUCGGUCUCUUGGCAGUUUUUCUAAAGUUUCUGGAUGGAACGCUUCAUUGUGUUUAUCCUUUUCCCCGCCCGCCCUCCCCCAAGGAGCUCAAAGCAUGAAGGGCAACGUAUCCAGGGAACACGUAGGCUGACAGUAUUCCUCUCUGGCUGAACUCUUAAUCCAAAACCUGCCAGUGAUAUAGCUAUGCCAAGUGGUUGACCCUAUAUUCUCUGCCAAGAGGCAUACGCUCUCAUUGUGUGUGCUGGCACCAGCGCAUUUCCGCAGAGAGGGACUAGGAUGCUGUCAGCUGAUACAAAUGGGUAACCUUUUCUAAUUUAAAAUUACUUUUAGGGGGUAGUUAGACAAUUUAUAUAUAUAUAAUAAAACAAUUAUUAUAUAUAUAGUAUAUAUACAUUCUCAAAUUUGAUUUUAUUCUGGUUGAGGUGAAUGUAAGAGGAAUAUAUAAUUUAAUACAAUGUGAACAGGGCUUUAAACUCUGUCUCUUCCCUACCUAAUAUGUUAGGGUUUUGCCCCUUUAUUUCCCUUACAAAAGAAUGUUAGAUUUUCAUAUAUAUUAAUCAUUGUGUCCAAAAGCAAGCAAAGCAAAUCACAGUGUUCGUAGCUCUGCUUCAUAACAAAUACAUAAACCAAAUGCCAUAAAAUUUCUUCAACUCUAGUUGGAAACCGUUUGGAAUUUUUGUUAGUUAUCCAGCAGGUAAGCUGGAUGACCUGUGGUGCUGACCUUUUUACAUAGUGUAGCGUUAUAUUAGCCAACCCCAAAGGAGCAGUGGUUUUCAAGGUUUUUACUGGCCUACAAAUCUACCUUCAUUCCGUACUGUAGAAGCAUACAUACCAGGUAACUAAAUCAAAUCACUCUCUACCAUGAGUUAGUACUCGCACUAAAGGAAAGGGAUUUGUAGUUCUGUCUACAAAAUUCUCCAAGCAGUGUUGCAGUUUGUUUGUUUUUUCUUUCUCUUUCAAACAGCCAGUUCAGGUGCACAGCAACUUUUUCUACAUGCAGUUCCCAGGGAAACUGCAGAACUUGGAAUUUGUACUUUUUGUAAAGCUAUACUCUAUGGGAAUUGCAAGCAAUAUAUCUAUCUUAGUAUUGUGUGUGCUAAUGAGAGCCACAGUGGCUCCCCCACUUUCUCAGUGUUUCCUGCUUAAAGAACCAACAGUUCAGAAACCCUCUAAGAUACUCUGUGUGUCACCAUUUUUUUGGUCACGUGGUGCUAUUUUUAUGUUAAGUAUCUUUAGGUCAGUAUAGUUAUAAAAAAUGUGAAAUCUAAUGGUAAUCGUGAUUUACAAUUGUUUUUCUCUCUUGAGUUCAUAGCUUGAAAAGAGACUUCAAAAGCAUGUGCUGGCAAACACAUUACUGUAAGAAAACAUAUCUAAGUCCUGUUUGAAUAAUGUUUUAUUAGUACUUUAGGAACUGUCUUCAGUUCUCUAUUGUGCUCACAUACACAAACAGGCUUUACGAGAUUGCCUUGGUACUGUGUGCUCUGGCAGAGAGUAAUUUUGUAAGCAGUUUGGUGGUGGUUUGUGCCGCAGGCUGCCCGUGGGAUGUCAGCGCUCCAGUCUCCCUGCUCGAGACGUGGGCUCUGAGACCCACAGGAGAACAGCAUAGCCACAGAAAAGAAAAGCAGGCAAGACAGACCAACCUCAGAGGCUAGGAGUUAAAGGAUUACAGAAAUGGACGUUUGCUGGUUUUCCAUGCUUUUUUGGCUCUUAAAAUACCAAGAAUGGUGGGGUUUUUUGGGUUUUUGGGGGGGGGUAUUUGUUUUGGGAAAAAAAGUCAUCAAGCCCUUGUGUGUGACAGCCCCUGGGGGCAGUAGCUGUGCAGUAGCAUCUCUUUAGCACACAGGAUCUGUUCACGUGUGAACUGCUGCAGUACACGUCAGUGUUAACUCCGUACCGACUACAUUCUGAUCCCGCUGCUCCUGAGGAGUGGCUUUUGCUAAAUCGGGUAUACAGUAUGCCUUUCUCCUCGUCAGACUGCCUAAGUAGGGGUUUGUUCUCUCCCUGAAGCGCUUGUUAACUCCUGUUAAAGCCGCGUGCCUCAGGGGGAGGCUGGACCCAAGUGUUUACCCAUUUAAAUAUGUUCUGGGGUUUCAGGUAAAUGUUUGUGAUUUUUUUCCUACAUAAAUAAUAAGUUUGGUUUUGAUUUUUUUGAGAAUUAAAUGCAAAAAAUUUGUGUUGUAAUACAAAUUAAGUUUGUGGCAAAAAUGCCCAAAUCCGAGGACAUGAGAGGUCAAGCUCAGGGAAGGAGCCUCCUUUUCACUCAGGCUUGCGGCCUUCUGAGAGGUCUCCAGAGCAUUCUGUGACAUAUGAGACAAGUUAGGAGGGGUAGCAUGUGGGGCAAGUACCUCGAAUGUCCUGGUUCUUGUCAUUGUGUCAGUCUUAACCUUAUUACAUGGAGUUCUUUGUAUUUGUGAAUUUGUUUAACUGGUUUGAGUUUACCAAAGAGUGACUUAUCCAAAUUGUCUUUGACAAAAAUAUACAUUGCUUUGAUUGUACAGUUCAGGUUCAAACAUUGUAAUGGGACUGUUAAGGGGCAGAAAAAGUAUUGAGUUUCUAAUAAACAUGAUUCCGCAUUCAGCAAGUUCCACUUGCUCCCAUUCAUGUUGCUAACACUUUACCCUUUCCACUGCUAGCAGUGUUAAGAAUGAAUUCUCAAGCCAUAACACAGUACUGUAAAGCUCUGCGGGGCUUCAGGGGGGCAGCGUGUAGGCCAGCACAGGGCUGCGCAGCCGCCGAGCGUCGCCCGCCCUGCUUCCCAGUGCGCGUGGCUGGCGACAGACGAGCUCCAUUCAGAUCGGGCAGCAGCAGGUAAUUGUGCCUUGCCACAUGAGGAUGUGCCAGGAAGAUUAACGUGACCACAGAACAGAAACCUUCUCUCCCUGAAGUUCACAUCACGUCUCCACAGACGAAGUACGCUGUGUAACUCCUUAGAGCAAUUCUUUUGGGAAAGCAAAGUCCCUAUCUCUGUACAGUUUUAGGUUAAGCGUUUCAUUUAUAACAAAUGCAGAAAUCAGUUAAGAUAAAGUGAUAUGUGAAGAAAUCUUUUACAGUAAAAUAUAUCCUGAAUUCAUACAGGCUUGUUCAUAAUUGAGUCUCUUCUUGAGCUACCUUUUCAAUAUUAGACAAUGUGAAGACAGUGACAGCGUCCUUUCCUCUAGAUGUUUAACCUGUUAUUGCAAACUGUGAAAACAAAGAAUUUUAUACCUUUACUCAUGUUUGUGGUUUUAAACAGUUAUUUUCAUUCUAAUCAGUUCUCUACCCUCUAAGUUCUACUAAAGCUGUAAAUACAUUUAGAAAUUAUAUUUGUAAAUACAAUAUAUGAAGACAAAUUAAUUUUUUGGUCAGCGGAAAGCCUCCCAACCAAUUGGCUCUGCCUUGGCAGUUGUUUGUUGUUGUUGUUUUAGUUUUUUUUCGUUUUUUUUAACAGCAGAAAGGAUACUGUCAGUUCACUGUUAAGCAGAAUAUACUGUAGAACUAAAUUGAUCAUUUAAAAAUUUUCCAGAGCAUGACUAAAUGACUUUUCUAAUGAUAGCAGUUAUAACCAACUCUUUGUUUUUCCCUUAGCCCAGACCAUAGGCCUGCAUAUUUUUUGUGUGUGGUUUUGUUUUUAUUUUUGUUUGUACAGCCUAGACUCUAGGAAGAAUUUGCAGGAACACAGAACAAGGGCUAGGGGGGAAAUCAUCUAUGUGAAUGAGCUUUACUUUCAAGAAAUCAAUGUAUUUUAUUUUAACAACUUUUUCUUUUAGUUACUGUGACUUUUUUGUUGUUGUCAUCGUUGUUAUUGUUAAAUUCUAUAAUGGUUUCCUGUGAAGCCUCCACUGAAAGGGACUCAAAUAUGCAACACCUAAACUAUUUUCCAAGGGCACACGCCCCUUGAAUGGUGCUUCUAGACUGGUCAGGGUUAUUUAUUAAAUUUUAUAUAUGAAAGUAUUGGGGAAUUAUGUAAAUUCUUUAUAUGAAACUAUCUAGUUCAUAAAUCAUAGAUUUCAUAUUACUCAGUGCAACUGAACGAAAAGUUCAGAAAAGUCAUUCACAUUGUUCCAAAUUUGUAAUGGUUGUCACAGGUCACACGCGUAUUUUUCAGUAAGUGCCAGAGUGUUCCCACUGUUUCUGCCCAGUGCUUGACUUCUCGGCCCAGAAGAGAACCCGUUUUCUCUGAUUCCCUCCCUGGGACUGGCACGGACAGGGCUAUUGUAGUUCUUGAUCGAGUCCUGGAGUCAGCCUGACUUGGUGCUCCUUGUAGCAGAUUCAGUAAACAGACCUCUUGCUGCCCCUCAGUGACAAGUAUGCUGUGAAUUCAACCUUUGGACUUGCCGCCCAAGCCUUUGGUUGCCGCCCUGACUAUAGUAAGAGGUAAACUUACCUGGUUUGUUUAAGAAUGAACAUUUCCCUAAUGUGAAAACCAUCUCUCUCACCACUUUUAUUAGUAGGGCUAACAUUUUUUCCGUUAUAAAUGGUUGAGCAAUUUGAAUGACUUAACACAGUGUCAUUAUCUUGCAAUAUAAACUGGUAACCUCACAACUCCACACUUCAUCACCAUAUGAAGUAAAUGAAGCUAGCUAAGCGGAUGCUGUAUCAACUAGUAACUUGCCAUUAAGGAUUAUUUUAUAGCAUGAGUUUAAGACUAUUUAUUCAAAUGAUAUUUUACUCUUGUAUUCACUUUGUUUUAGAUUUGUGACAUGAAUAUUUCAGUGCUGCUUAAUUUUGUUCUAAAUUCUUGUUUCUUGCUUGUAAAUGGCUUUUUUAUGGUAUAAAGUCAAUGGAAAUUGCUGUUUGUAAAUAAAAAUGCUGCUAGAGCAAAA
Molecule: messenger RNA, 6543 nt
Organism: Galeopterus variegatus (Sunda flying lemur)
Lineage: Eukaryota; Metazoa; Chordata; Mammalia; Dermoptera; Cynocephalidae
Gene: ZBTB34
Product: zinc finger and BTB domain containing 34
Exons: 1
Coding region: 129-1643 (504 amino acids)
Biological process (GO): regulation of transcription by RNA polymerase II
Molecular function (GO): RNA polymerase II cis-regulatory region sequence-specific DNA binding; DNA-binding transcription factor activity, RNA polymerase II-specific; protein binding
Source: RefSeq, a predicted model, not a curated record